Molecule: messenger RNA, 1221 nt
Organism: Tinamus guttatus (white-throated tinamou)
Lineage: Eukaryota; Metazoa; Chordata; Aves; Tinamiformes; Tinamidae
Source: RefSeq, a predicted model, not a curated record
AUGCCAAGUGGGGAACGCAAUCAAGAUGGGGUGCUCCUGUUCCCGCCGCUGUCCAGCCGCCUGCGCUACCUGAUCCACCGCACCGUGGAGGACGCGGCCGCGCUGAGCAGCUUCUCGGUCGGCGAAGGAUGGAGGAGGAGGACGGUCAUCUGUCACUCGGCCAUAAGCCUGAGCACAGCAGAAGAGGAGCCCAAGAGCUGUGACAAUCCCCUUGAGCUGGAAGGGGACGAAGCCCCGGGCCAGCCGCAAGCUCCAGACCAAAGCAGCAGCGCUGGCACCAAGGACACGUCCCCGUCACGCGGCAGCGGCGGCAGCACCGACAUCUCCGCAGCAGAGCCUGGGGCGGCCUUGCUGGCACUGGAAGCCCAAGAUAAGAGCUGCGCCGAUGCCGAGAUACUGGAGAGCGGCGAGAACCCAGCAGCGCCCGAGGAGCAGAGCCAGGACGCGAGCGCCGGCGCGGCGGAGCGCAGCCCGAGUCCUUCCGCACGGGAAGCCCAAGGGCGAGACUGCGCCCGGGUCUCCCCACACGAGCAAACCCUGGAAGCCCAGGAGCUGAGCGCGCCCGAUGCUGUCCACGAUGAGGACCCAUCCGCUCCCGACACCCAGAGCCAGACGGAUGCCCCCGUGCUGAGCCCGGAGAGAAGGGGAUCCGCGCUGGAAGAGGGGCACGAGGAGCGCUCGGGCUUGGCCGACGCGCUGUGGCGCGAGCUGCGGGUGUCCGCGGGCGACACCGGCGCGGAGAGCGCGGCCGGGCACGAGCAGGAGGACGGCUUCGAGGACGACUGCACCGCCGAGCUCUUGGAAGAGAUUGCAGCUCAUUUAACUGUGAAGGACAUAAGCGUUGAGAAGAUCAGUUUUGAUUAUUCCAGUUACGGAGAAGCGCAGCUCAGCGAAGGCGACUUCAGCCACGUAGUAGAAAUCUAUGACUUCUCCCCAUCGCUGAAAACGGAGCACCUGAUGGAAAUAUUCUCCGACUUCCACGAGAGCGGGUUCAAAAUCCAGUGGGUUGAUGACACGCACGCCCUGGGCAUCUUCUGCAGCGUGACAGCAGCUUGUCAAGCCCUGGGACGAAGAUACCCGUCUUUAAAGAUCCGACCAUUGAUCCAUGCCACAAGGCAGUCUAAAACUAAGGCCCUUCAGCGACCAAAGCUGCUCCAGCUGGCCAAGGAGAGGCCGCAGACGGACACGGCCGUGGCCAGGGAGCCGCAGGGGAGCCCAUAA